Molecule: messenger RNA, 1008 nt
Organism: Cucurbita pepo subsp. pepo (vegetable marrow)
Lineage: Eukaryota; Viridiplantae; Streptophyta; Magnoliopsida; Cucurbitales; Cucurbitaceae
Biological process (GO): gravitropism
Cellular component (GO): nucleus
Source: RefSeq, a predicted model, not a curated record
AAAAAAAAAAAAAAANGGAAAACCAAUCUCCCUUUUUAUUUGUAUCUUCAGAAAUGGAAGAUGAAGAUCAGAAGGAGUUGCAGCUCCUUCCGACGCCUCACACCAUAGCGUCGUCGUCGUCGUCAUCGCACAUGUCGUCCCGCCCAUCCGCGUCGUCGAUGAGGUUCCGGUCGGAUCCGUAUGAAGCGGGUCCAGGAUCGCUGGACCUGCAGCUAUCGAUAAGCGUGAGGCCAAUCCGGCCUACGGCGGAGUGCGUGUUCAAGUACGAGGAGGUGAUGAAGCCGGAGGCGGCGGGCUGCGUGGAGGCGCUGAAGUGGCAGGCGGCGGAGCAAAUAAGGCUGGCGGCGAUGGAAAAGGCGUACGCGGAGAGAGUGAGAGAACUGACGAAGAGGGAGAUAGAAUUGGCGCAGACGGAAUUCGGAAGGGCCCGGCAGAUGUGGGAGAGGGCGCGAGAAGAAGUGGAGAAGGCGGAGCGUAUGAAAGAGAGAGCCACUCGGCAAAUGGACUCUACGUGCAUGGAGAUCACUUGCCAAUCUUGCAGGCAGAGGUUUCGGCCUUGUUAAUUAAAAUCAUAAUCAUAAUUUAUCUCAUUAAUUACCCCCUUAUUUUCUUCUCUUCUUCCUCAUCCACUUAUCAUAGCUUAAUUAUUGAGCCUUAUGCAAGAGUUUCUUUCAAUCCUCUGGUCUGUCUUUCUUUCUUUCUUUCAAUCAAUCCUUUCAAUUCACAAAAAGUACACACAAAAUAUAUGGGUUAUUACUCGGAUCAUCAUCAUCUUCUUCUUCUUCUUCAACAAAAUUCAAAAUUUGGAACUAAAAUUCCAGAAAAAAGAAAAAAAGGGUUUUGUUUUGGGAAUUAAGUUAUUAAUUUGGACAUGGAGUAUUUGUUUAUGACAUAAUUUGGAGUUCUGGUAGUGAAGAUCGGCAUGUAUAUAUUUUAUUAGAUUGCCUUUUUUGUUUUUUAUUUUUAUUUUUAUUUUUAUUUUCUGGGAAAUCUAGUUUAUAUUAUCAC